This is a messenger RNA of Oryza sativa Japonica Group (Japanese rice), 1455 nucleotides long. RefSeq names its product tubulin-folding cofactor B. Lineage: Eukaryota; Viridiplantae; Streptophyta; Magnoliopsida; Poales; Poaceae. Gene Ontology annotation, cellular component: nucleus; cytoplasm; microtubule plus-end. The record is from RefSeq and is a predicted model, not a curated record. Gene Ontology annotation, molecular function: alpha-tubulin binding; microtubule plus-end binding. Gene Ontology annotation, biological process: cytoplasmic microtubule organization; post-chaperonin tubulin folding pathway; tubulin complex assembly.
GUCGUCAGUGUAGGAUUGUUGGGGGCGAGCGGGAGGGCCCCGGGUGCGGGUGCGCCUGGGAGGAGGAGGAGGAGGAUGACCUCGCUUCCUGGGAGGCUGCGCGUCGGCGUCGUGGCGGAGGCGGCGGUGCUUGGUUGGGCCUGGAGGAGGCCGCUGCCUCGGGGGUGCGGCGCAGGUGAAGACGGAGAGCGCGCGGCGGGAGCGCAGGGGCCUCGCCGCGACUGUGAGUUGCACGGACACCAUCGCCAUGGCCGCCAUGACUCGCUGCUGGUGGUGGUGGAGGAUAGGUACAAGCAGCUGCUGCUGUGGGGGAGGACUCGAGGAAGAGGAGGAAAAUAUCCACCAAAACAAAAGGAAAUGUGCUGCUGGUAUUGGGCCUGCCGGCGGCAGGCAGCUCAGCUCAGCUCCGAUCGGCGGCGGCGGCCAUCUCCGGUAAUAAUGUCGUCGUCCUCGUCCAAGCUGCAUCUCCCGGCUGACGACAGCGUCCUCCUCCUCCUCACGCACUCCAACCUCUCCACCUUCUCCUCCGACAUCCGCGUCUCCAAGCAGACCUCCGUCGAGGCGCUCAAGGACAAGCUCUGGAGGAAGACCGGCACAUCCGUUGCCUUCAUGCGCCUCCAGCUCCGCGACGACACCGGCGCCAUGAUCGCCGACCUCGACCACGAUGACGCCACCCUCGCCUCCUACUCCCCAUACGACGGGUACCGUCUGCACAUUAUCGAUCUCGAUCCUUCGUCAAUCACCUCUGGUGGUUGGUUGGAGGAUACUUCCCUUGUUGAAAAGUACACCAUCUCAGAUGAAGCAUAUAAUAAUCUUGAUACAAACUUUCGAAAAUUCAAAGAAAAGAUGGCCUUUAAAAACCCUACGUCAGAUGAUAAACAACAACAAUCUGACAAGCAUAUGGAGGAAUUGUGCGCCAACAUCAAGGUGGGUGAUAGAUGUGAAGUCGAGCCAGGUGCUAAGAGGGGUACUGUAAAAUUUGUUGGCAGAGCUGAAGCUCUUGGACGUGGAUUUUGGGUUGGAGUCCAAUAUGAUGAACCACUUGGAAAGCAUGAUGGCAUGGUGAAAGGCAUUCGCUUUUUCGAGUGUCCUCAAGGGCAUGGAGCUAUUGUUAGGCCAGAGAAAGUAAAGGUCGGGGACUACCCAGAGAGGGACCCUUUUGAAGAGGAGGAGAUCUAGGCGGUGCGCCAUUUACGUUGGACAUGGUCCUCUAGGGAUACCCAUAUUCAGAAUUGCUCCCGUUAAAAUCUUUCGCCCUUUUUUUGGUCUAUUGGUUUGAGAAUUAAGAUCAUUGAACAUGAAGAAUAUAUGUGCGUGUGCUUGUUCCUGAUCCCAUUCUGGGAUGACCAUGGUGAAAUUGGGGAUACUGUUGUACUUUUAAGUACUGAGCCAUCUGGACGCUUGAGUUGGAAGUUUGGUUGAAAUUGGAACGAUGUGACAGAAAAGUUGGAAGUU